AUGCUUGGUGCCAUAUUACUCUGUGUCUUUUUUAAACGCCCUCAUCAGAUUUGUGCGCAAAUGGCAGCAGCGGCAGCUGGAGGAGGUCAAGGAGGGGCAAUUGGACAAUCAUCGACAAAUGGCCUAAAAUCUGGAUAUACACCAAUUCCUCCUAAUGAAUUCUCUCCACAAGUUCAACAUCAUCAAAUGAGAGAAUUCGAAAGUAAUAAUAAUGGAGUUGGUGCUCGUGUUGGAACUCUUGUGGGUUCAACCCAAAGUUUAUUACGUAAUGGAAGUGGAACAAUAGGGAAUGGAAACGGCGCUUCGGCUGUUGGAUUUACUGAUAGAUCAGGGGCAAGAUUCACAACAAUAUUAGCUCAAGGUAAUGGAGGAACUCCACGAGAAACAAUUGCAAUUUCAAGAGAAGCUCAACAACCAAAAAGAGAAUUUAAAGAGUGGUAUGUCUAG
Molecule: messenger RNA, 447 nt
Organism: Meloidogyne enterolobii
Lineage: Eukaryota; Metazoa; Nematoda; Chromadorea; Rhabditida; Meloidogynidae
Source: the annotation of a GenBank genome assembly